Drosophila obscura is the source of this 988-nucleotide messenger RNA. RefSeq lists its product as uncharacterized. The record is from RefSeq and is a predicted model, not a curated record. NCBI's taxonomy places the organism in Eukaryota, Metazoa, Arthropoda, Insecta, Diptera, Drosophilidae. The coding region runs from base 133 to 735 and encodes 200 amino acids. The transcript has a single exon.
UAAUCAGAUUCAGGUAUCUGUUAAUGAAAAUAUAUAAAAAUCCAAAUACUCACACAUGUACAAACACACAACACACAUGGACAUAUCGGCAUACACAUAUAGUAACUAAUAAAUUCUCUUUGGCUGAAUCGAAUGGACCGAAUUCUGUUGGUUUUCUGCCUAUUUCUCUGCCUUGACUGUUUGAUGGCCACCGAGGAAAUGGAAAAUUUUAUACCAGAGCGUUGUCGCUACUUGAAAUCGCACGAGGAGGUCCUGCAGCGGAAAUGCUCCGGCCACUAUCCCCUGGUGGCGGUCACCAAAUUCCGGGACACAUUUAUCGAGGCUGGCGAACCAUUCGCCCUGUACAUGACCGCCUCGCUGGACUAUGUGCUGGUGCUGAUGAAGGCCUCGCCGCUGCACAACUGCCAAAAGAUGCGCUUCCUGGACGUGAAGAGUUUCAACUGCCUGAGCCGGGGCGAGGAUGAGAACAACACGGUGCUGCUGGACAGCGCGGCUAUGUACUGCUUCCCGUUCCACAUCCAGCUGCCCGACGAUCUCAUGCAGAUGUGCCUCAUGGAGAACGAGAUGGGCUCGGAUCCGCUCACAGAUGUGCUCAAAACGAAACGCGGUGUCAUCCACUAUGCCCUCGGCGACAAUGGGGCCAUUGGCAUUGGCCCCGCAUCGCUUCGACUCCUCCUGGCUCUGCCAUUGUCCAUCUGCAUGGCAGCGACUUUAAGGGCGUUCGCCGAUCACUGAUCACUGAUUCGGUUUGAAUCAUAAUGCGAGUCAUAAACAUUUAUGUGGCUACCCAUAAAGCUUAAUCGGACGGGGCGGGGAAGCACAGAAAAAAAAGAAAAAAUUAAAAAAAUUACAAACCAACCAACAAAAUAUGAUGUGAAAACGAUUCAAUUUGAAUCUGGAUUAUUUUAUCGCCCGGCCUUGAAAGUUUCAGCAUUAUUUACUUUAAUUUAAAUCAAAAAUCAACAACAACAAAAUAAACCAAAAUUAA